This is a messenger RNA of Penicillium atrosanguineum, 381 nucleotides long. Its product is annotated as SEC61-beta family protein. The record is from RefSeq and is a predicted model, not a curated record. Gene Ontology annotation, biological process: intracellular protein transport. NCBI's taxonomy places the organism in Eukaryota, Fungi, Ascomycota, Eurotiomycetes, Eurotiales, Aspergillaceae. Bases 1 to 381 code for a protein of 126 amino acids. The transcript has 3 exons. Gene Ontology annotation, cellular component: Sec61 translocon complex.
AUGGCCUCCCCCCGUCCCACUUCUCCUCUCACCUCGGGUGCCGAGUCCGGUGCCGACUCCAAGGGCGCUGGUGCUGGCGCUGCCGCCUCCGGCUCCUCCGUCAGCCGUCCCUCCUCGCCCUCUGCCCCUGGUGGACCUCGCGCUGCCAUGCGCCGCCGUGCUACUGCCGACCACAAGGAGUCUCUGCGCAAUGCCCGUCCUAGCUCCACCCGCUCUGCUGGCGCCGGUGGUUCCUCCGGUACCAUGCUGAAGCUCUACACCGAUGAGAGCCCCGGUCUCCGCGUUGACCCCGUCGUUGUUCUGGUGCUGAGUCUUGGCUUCAUCUUCUCGGUUGUUGGCCUGCACGUCAUCGCCAAGGUCACCCGCAAGUUCUCCGCAUAA